AUGUCCCAUCCAUCGUCACGAGCCGCGUCGCUGUUCAGCUCGCGCCCAUCCACCCCAGUCCCUAGUACGGUCUCUCGCGAUCCUGAUUCCCUCGAUGUCUGGAUUCUAGGGAGUGGACUAGCCUCGCUAAGCGCGGCCUUACACCUCAUCAGAGAGGCCAAGGUGCCUCCGUCGAGGAUCCACAUCCUCGAAGCGCUGAACGAACCAGGCGCGGGAUCGGUGAGUAAAGGGGAUGCCGAGUCGGGCUACCUCUUUCGUGCAGGAUGUACCCCUCAGUUUUGCGGGAGCCAGACGGAGGAAUUACUCGCGCUGGUGCCGUCGGAGAGGCCCGGGAAAAGCGUCUGGGAUGAUAUCCGGGAGUACUUUCAAGAACAUGUACCGAAGCGGGCGUCGCGGACGAGGUUCCUGGCUCGGCGGAAGAACGGGCUGCAGCGUAUUGAAGGACGGAGACUCCAUUUGGGGCUCAAGGAUAGGAUGGACCUAUUCCGGCUGUCGUCCAAGGCGGAGAGUGCGCUUGGCCGGUCCCGCAUUCGUGACCAUUUCUCCGAAGGGUUCUUCAGGACGGAGUACUGGUUGGCGCUGGCGACGCUCGCUGCCGAGUUCCGUCGCUUCGUCCAGCAUUUCCCGCAUGAUAUCCAGACCCAUCAUCCUCGUCCCCUGGACCGUGUCCGUUUCAACUUGCAUGACUCCGUUAUCGCCCCGAUUGCUCGCUUCCUGCAGGCAGAGGGAGCAGAUUUUCGCUUCAACACCAUCACGACUGAUAUCAUCGUCGAGCCAACACAGGAUCCUACUCGCGUGACAGCCUUGCGGACGGUGCACAAAGACGAGCGCGAGGUGACCAUUGAUCUCGACCCGCACGAUAUAAUGAUGGUCUCCAUUGGAUCCGUCUUGUCCGGUGCCUCCCACGGAUCGAACACAGAGGCACCCUCGCUGGAGAUGAUGGAGAUCGAGAAAGACCUCGACGAAAACUGGCUGUUGUGGCUGGAACUCGCGACCAAGCAUCCCAAGUUCGGCAACGCAUACAACUUUUGCACGCGACUGCACGAGUCCCGCAUGGGAUGCUUUACCGUCACAGUCAAGAAUCCGGCUAUCUUCGAGAAGAUGCUCCAGAUAAUCGGCGAUGAUCCUGAGACUGGCUCCCUGGUCACCCUGAGAGAUAGCAGCUGGUUGUUGACGCUAAGUCUGCCCCGGCAACCGCUGUUCCCGGAUCAACCGGACGGGAUUCGAGUAUUCUGGGGUUAUGCGCUUAACCCCGAGGACGAAGGGGAUUUCGUCAAGAAACAGAUACUAUCCUGCUCAGGCGAGGAGAUAAUGACCGAGGUUUUGCAUCAGCUUGAUCUCCCAGUCGACGAAAUCCUGCCUCAGACAAUCACCGUUCCAUGUGUGAUGCCGCGAUGGACGUCCAUCUUACUGCCGAGGAGUGACGGCGAUCGGCCCCAGGUGGUUCCCCGGGGAAUGACCAACAUGGCGCUCAUCGGGCGGUUUGUAGACAUCCCCGAGGAGGUGGUCACCUUGGACUAUACGGUGCGAGCAGCGCAGAUGGCGGUGAACCAGCUGAUGGGACUGGAGAGGGAGAUGAAGAAAUCGAAGAAGGGAUCUGCGGUGAAUCUGCUGGGGUUUCCCUAG
Molecule: messenger RNA, 1626 nt
Organism: Aspergillus udagawae
Lineage: Eukaryota; Fungi; Ascomycota; Eurotiomycetes; Eurotiales; Aspergillaceae
Product: oleate hydratase
Exons: 2
Coding region: 1-1626 (541 amino acids)
Biological process (GO): fatty acid metabolic process
Molecular function (GO): oleate hydratase activity; FAD binding
Source: RefSeq, a predicted model, not a curated record